This is a messenger RNA of Phyllotreta striolata, 868 nucleotides long. NCBI's taxonomy places the organism in Eukaryota, Metazoa, Arthropoda, Insecta, Coleoptera, Chrysomelidae. The record is from the annotation of a GenBank genome assembly.
UUAGCGGCGGUCAAGAUCUCCUCGACGGCAUCGAAAAGGCUGCAAUUCAAGAUGAACCGCUGGCAAGGUCAGGUGGCCGUCGUCACCGGCGCUAGUGCAGGUAUCGGUGCAUCCAUCGCGGAGAAAUUGGUCAAAGAAGGACUCAAGGUCGUGGGCAUCGCUAGGAGAAAAGAACGAGUCGAGGAACUUGGCUCGAAACUCGCCAAUGAACCGGGAAAACUCUACGCGGUCCGAGCCGAUCUAACGAAGAAAGAGGACAUCCUCGAGGCCUUCGAAUGGAUAGAAAACAACGUCGGACCCGUCAGCAUUCUGAUCAACAACGCCGGUAUCGGCAGAAAAACCAACCUCAUAGACGGUAACAUAGAGGACUGGUCCUUGGUGCUGGACACCAACGUGCUCGGACUGGCCAUAGCCUCGCGCCAGGCGAUCCAGAGCAUGCGCAAACACGCCGUCGACGGGCACAUCGUCAACAUCAACAGCACCGCCGGCUACUACGUGCCCUCCGUGCCCCACAUCAACGUUUACCCGGCCUCCAAGUUCGCCGUGACCGGCAUGACGCAGACGCUGCGCAAGGAGCUCAUCGCUUUGGGCAGCAAGAUCAAAGUUUCGAGCGUCAGUCCCGGAUUCGUGGAGACCGAAAUAUUCCAAGCCGGCGGGUACACUCAGGACGAAGAGAUGAAUAAGUUGCUGGGAACCCUGCCGUCUUUGAAAGCUGAGGAUGUGGCCAAUGCUGUUUUGUACGUCUUGGGUACUCCGCCUAAUGUGCAGGUUACCGAUCUUCUUGUUACACCGUUGGGGGAAUUUGUUUGAUUUCGUUAAUUCGAUAUCUUAAUGGGUUUUGAAGGUAAUAAAAUUGAAAUACAAAUUG